This is a messenger RNA of Paramormyrops kingsleyae, 3806 nucleotides long. Its product is annotated as ceramide synthase 1-like. NCBI's taxonomy places the organism in Eukaryota, Metazoa, Chordata, Actinopteri, Osteoglossiformes, Mormyridae. The record is from RefSeq and is a predicted model, not a curated record. Gene Ontology annotation, biological process: ceramide biosynthetic process. Gene Ontology annotation, cellular component: membrane. Gene Ontology annotation, molecular function: sphingosine N-acyltransferase activity.
UUGCUUAUCGGAAGUCAGAGACUCUCGAAACAAGCCGCGACAGGAGCAGAGACAUACAUCCGGCGCUUCAUGUUAAUAGAAAAGAACUGGGUUCAUCAAAAAGUGCCGAUUUAUAAACGGGAGUCUCCAUUGAUUCAAACUGCGCGCAAUUUCUGCCACUUGUCAAGAAGCCUCUGUCCAGGGGAGCCGCUGGCCGGCGCCGCAGGGAAAGCUAAGGAAAUUAAUAAUAUUAUUUAUCACGAAUGCUAAAUGAUUGUCUAGAUUAUUUCGGACUGUAACCCAUUCCCUGUACACGUCUUGAAUUGGCAAUCGACGCGGUGCAGCAACUGUUAACGGCAAAGCAUUAAUAGAUAUGGAACUGUAAUUUCUCGCAAAAAGUAGUGGCGGAGCCUUUAUCGCACUCUCUUUUUCCCAGCGAACCGCUAUAGCUUUUUUUGGGGGGGGGGGCAGGCCUAAAAAACACGGCAUAUUUCUCCAGUUUCUGGCAGGACGAGCGGGCUGAGCGUAAAAGCAGCUGGUGGCUGUGCGGGGAAAGGCCGGUACAACUCGGCAUUUUACACUAAGAUCCGAAGCGAAAAUGCUUUAAAGUUGAAGAUUCGGACUUAUUUUUAGCGUAAGGAUUAUGAACCGCACUUUUAAACCAUAUAAUUUGUGUUGUUUGUUAAAUUGUUUGGGCCCUGCAUUUUGAAUAUAGGACUUAUUUUUCCGGUUUCCUUACAAUAGCCUAGUGCAUGUGCGAUGGUCCCGUGUAUUAAUUUAGAAACAAAGAAUUAGGCUCCACUAAGCAGCUUUCGGGUUUGCUAAUUCGCCAACUAUCUUGCCUUUUUGCACAACGCCCAUACGUAAGCGUGUGUAAGAUAUAAGUUGGUCGAUUCGUUCCCAAAUACGGACUUUCCUCAAAAGUCGGCGUUUUGUAUUUUCAUCAUGUUGGACCCUAUGGAGGGUGCGAGUGUCAGGGCUCCCGAACCGCCGCCCGGCUUUUCGGAGCUGAUCAGCCGAGGCUACACCGCUAUGCUCGGCGUGCUGAAGGACUGCGGCGACUGCGGCGUGGAGCUCUCCAAACGGACCCUGCUGGAAAACGCCCAUAUAACCUGGAUGGAGAUCGGGCUCUUCGCGAUGUGCGCCGUGAUGUGGACGGCGCUCCGGCGUCGGCUCACCCGCUGCCUCUUUAAGCCAGUGGCUGAGUGGUGUUGCCUCCUGCCCAAAGAUGCUGAGAAGAUGCCAGAGAGUGCAUGGAAGCUGAUGUUCUACUGCAUGUCUUGGUCAUACUGCACAUAUCUGCUCUUCUUCACCCAGUAUUCCUUCUUCCAGGACCCGCCCUCUGUGUUCUAUGGCUGGACGAGUGGCAUGCUGGUGCCCACCGACAUCGCCAUCGCCUACCUGAUCCAGGGCAGCUUCUACGCUCAUUCCAUAUACGCCACGUUCUACAUGGACACCUGGAGGAAGGACUCCAUCGUCAUGAUUGUGCACCACAUCAUUACUCUGGCCCUGAUCUCCUUCUCCUACGCUUUCAGGUACCACAACAUCGGGCUUUUGGUCCUGUUCCUCCACGACAUUAACGACAUCCAGCUAGAGUUCACCAAGCUCAACAUCUACUUGAAGACCAGAGGCGGCACAUUCCACACGCUCAACGACGUGCUGUCCAGCGUGGGCUUCAUCAGCUUUGGGGCCACCUGGUUUUGGUUUCGACUUUACUGGUUCCCACUCAAAGUCCUGUACGCCUCCUGCAUAUCCAGUGUGGCGUCUGUCCCCAACAUCCCGUUCUACAUAUUCUUCAACUCACUCCUGCUCGCUCUCCUUGUGAUGAACAUCUACUGGUUUCUGUACAUAGUGCAGCUAAUUCUGAGGGUGCUGAAGGGGCAGAUGGCAGGGGUCAGCGACGUGCGGGAGUACGAGGGAGGUGAAUGCUUGGCAUCGCGGCCGGAAGGGCACGACGGCGAGAUGGAGCAGCGCGGCGCCGGGCAGAGAGGGAAACAAGCGACGAAUGGUAUCGUGAAAGAAAAGCAGACGUAAUGACCUCACAAGUGCCACCUGCUGGAAGAUGCUAUAAAUACAGGCUACUCCGUACCCAUCUGAUGGUUUCAAGGCCAAGACUGGUGCCAAUUGGUCUAGAGGAAAUGAGUAUCCAAAAAUAGCAUUUAAACAAUGUUUUUUUUUUUAUAAUGUAACAACACUGUGAGCGUUAUUUCAGAUUACCUUUGACUUUUGGCAACUUACUAACUUACACAAAGUACACAACAGCUCCAGCAGUGAGAUUAAAGCAGGGUGUGUUUAGUAGAUACAUCAGUAUUUCUAAGUCAGAUACACUAAGGAAGCAGGGCUGACUGUCAGUGUCAUGUGACAGAGUGGCAUUCACUAUACUCAUGAUUAUUUGAAAGAACUGGGUCUUUUUCCGGCUGUAAUCUGAAACUGUCAUUUUCAUUUCUGUGGUGAAGCAAUUUUUGUCGCCAACCAUGGAAUCGGCUAUAUGAGGGAAAAUGUUUGUUUGUGACUCUGGAUUUUUAGAUCUGUCUUUGUAAUGUUUCACAAUAUUACUUGUGUUCAAAUAAGGGAUAAAAUCAGAAUUUCUCGUGGAAAAUCUAGUUAUUUAACGUGUGUUGAAAUAUUAAAGGUAAGAAGGCUGGUAACUAAUAGCUAUAAUUGGUAGCUUAUUUAAAGUAUUUAAGUAAUUGCAUUUUUGUUUUUUUUAUAAUAAGGGUGGAAUUUGAAGUGAGAUAAUCACAUGGUUCUGAAAUGGUUUAGAAGAUGGUUUGAAACUGGGCUGUAAAAAUUGGCAGUUUUGCUAAUUUCUCAUUUUUAUUAUGAGGUCCUUGGCGUGUUGCCUACACAGACCACUGGUUGUGGGCCUGCUGGCUCAUUGCUAAGUGUAAUCCGUACAAAUUAGACACAGUAGCUUUGAUACAAUCAUCAGUAACAUACAGUGGCCCUGAAGUGCAAAAUGCUACAUUCAAAAAAUGGGGAAAAAACUCAAGAAAAUGCUUCCCUUUGGUCAGUUUGACAUUUUUUUCCCCCCUUGUGUUGAGUUUUUGUCCCACUUCAGGGCCACUGUACUAACAGCCUGCAUGUGGGUGAGCAUCAUUUACUAGCACAGCUUCCUGUCCAGCUUCACGUAGCGAUCCGGGGAUCGCCUGCUGGUUCUGAGAACACCGCUUACCCUUCUUCUGGGCCAGUGCUUCCGUAGGUGGUUCUCUAGGGCACCGGUGUGACUCUGAGUUCUUGGCUAACCACGGCCCUGAUGUACCAGGCCCAUCCACAGAACCGGCCGUGAUUGCGUGUCACAGUCAUAUUCAAAGGGGAACUAUAACUAGUGAUGGACAAAAUGAUCCUUCAUGGAUGGUUUGCUGCGUUUUCUGACCCCACCAGAUGGAGCCCUCUGGUUGCUUUGUAUCCUCCUUUGGAUCAGAGAGCACCAUCUAGUGGGGUUAGAAAGUACAGCAAAUGGUUCAUGAUGUGCCAGUUUGUCCAUCGCUAACUAAUGUUUUCUGAUGCGUAGUAAAGACUGUCAAGCAGCGGGCAUCGAAAGAUAAAAAAAGUAUUUACUUUAAAAAAAAAAAUUAAAAUUUACUUUCCAUUAUUUAAAACAUGGUAAUAGGGGAUUUACAUUUUUCAAACAUGGACAUUUUUUAAUUAAAGUGUAUAGGUGUUCCAGGUUUUGCAAGUGGCUCAUUUGUUGGUGUGAAGCCUGACAAAUGUCAGUUUGACCAUUCGGGUGAAACUGGCCCUUUUUACUGAGAAAGGACCAUCAGUGUAUCCACUGUUAUUCAUGUGCCCAGCUUUUCCUUCAAAUAAAAUGUGAAAACCAGAAA